Molecule: messenger RNA, 2034 nt
Organism: Saccoglossus kowalevskii
Lineage: Eukaryota; Metazoa; Hemichordata; Enteropneusta; Harrimaniidae
Product: prestin-like
Biological process (GO): transmembrane transport
Cellular component (GO): membrane
Source: RefSeq, a predicted model, not a curated record
AUGACUGAUUACACUAGUACAUCAAACAGCGAAUACGUCGCACUCAAUAAUUUACAGCACACGGAGGACGACGAUGACGACGAUAUACUGGGACCCCCUCAAAGCUACCAAAUAAACAGACCCCUGUAUACUGACCACAACUUUCACAGUGCGUAUAAGGCGAAUGAAUUCGAGUACGUGCCGUACAGUGAGAGGAUUGGGAACAAGUUUAGGAAGUGUCAAUGCGGUCCUCGCUGUUGUAAAGGGUGUAUGGUGUCUGUACUCCCUAUCUUAUCAUGGCUACCUGCUUAUGUAGUUCGAAAACAACUGUUAACGGAUGUCAUCUCAGGCAUUACAGUGUGUAUUGUAAAUAUACCACAAGGUAUGGCAUAUGCUAUGUUGGCAACGUUACCGCCUGUGUUUGGUCUGUAUUUGGGAUUCUUCGCACCGAUUGUAUAUGGGAUUACAGGAACGUGCCGAGAGCUGGCACUGGGUACAUAUUCUGUUACGAGUAUCAUGGUGGGAUCGGCAAUACAGGGGGUAGUACCUCAAUAUCCUGAAGGUAUGGAAGAACCGCCGUAUGAUUAUAUGGAUUAUAAUGUUACUAACGCGAACACAACGGGUAUGCCUCCCAUGGAAUGGAAUAGGGACCAAGAACUGAUAGAUGCCGCUAUUAUACUCACUCUUCUUGUUGGAAUCAUACAGUUAUCUAUGGGUAUUCUACGCCUCGGUUGGAUCACCAUAUAUCUAUCGGAUCCGUUCAUUAAAGGGUAUACUACGGGGUCAGGAUUUCACGUAUUCACGAGUCAGAUAGACAAUAUGUUAGGAAUAAGAGUUGGAGGUCGUUCCGGAGCGUUCAAAUUAUUCUACGAAUAUAUAGAAAUGCUUACGAGAAUCGAUGAAUGGAACUAUGUGACGAUGCUCAUAUCGAUUAGCUGUGUUCUUGUGUUGGUAAUAAUUAAAGACACUGAACGUAGAUUUAAAAAACAACUACGUGGUAUCCCAUUGGCACCGGAGUUAGUUGUGGUAAUAUUUGGUACAUUAGCCAGUUAUUUAUUGAACCUGGAAGAGAAUUACAACGUGGAUGUUGUUGGAGAUAUACCUGCAGGGGUGCCUCGACCUACUCUACAAUCAACUAAAUACCUGACUUCGUUGAUCGCGUCCGCGUUUCCGAUCGCCAUUGUAGCCUACGCCAUUGGCAUUGCCUUGGCGUCGCUGUUUUCCCAAAAACAUAGCUAUAAGAUAGAUGGAAAUCAGGUUGCCGGGUUUGUUAAUAGUGGUUUGUUGUUGAUAGUACUGCUAUGGAUUGGACCUUUGUUUGAGCAAGUGCCAACGGCUGUGCUUUCUGCUGUUAUUAUAAUUGCGCUACGAGGUAUAUUCCGACAGAUCUUGGAUGUCCCAAGGCUCUUCAAGUAUGAUCUCAUGGACUUUCAUGUAUGGAUGGUGAGCUGCCUAUCUGUAGUACUAUUGGACGUGGAUAUUGGAAUUGUCAUCGGUGUAGCCUUUUCUAUAUUUGCAUAUGUCUGGAGAACGCAGGAACCGUAUUGCACGUUACUAGGUAGAAUACCUGGUACGGAUAUCUACAAGGACAUAAAGUGGUAUGAAGAUAACGCUGAGAACGUAUCCGAAAUGGAAGGAUUAACUACCGAUUCCGCAGACGCCUUAACGCACACAAUUAUUAUUGACUUAUCCACGGUAAACUUCAUCGAUUCUACGGGGUUGAAUGGACUAAGACUGGUUUUCAAUGAAUACAAUAAAGUUGGAGUCAAGAUAUUACUUACACACUGUAGAAAACGUGUUCGUGAUUUUCUAUUCAGAUGCAAUUUCUUUGAUACUGUUCCAAUUGACGCAGAGUCGUGUUUAUUUGUAACCAACCACGAUGCCGUUGUAAGUACAACGAAUGAAACCGCAAAUAUGAAUAACAUUUUGUCAGUAGAAAAUCCUGAUAAUGGAAUGACGUCAGCAAGUGAUGUUAGAAAAUCAUUCUCUUUGGAUGACAUUAGUGACAUUGAAUACGCUGAUGACAAUACUGUUGAAAUGACCAAGAUAAACUGA